GUCCGUCUUAUCAGGCAUCCAUAUUCUGAUCUUACGGCUCACAUCUCGUCGAGGCUCGGAAACGCGUUUACAUAAAAUAAUCCGCCAGCAAAAACUAAGUUUCCCUCGCGCCUACGCAAAAGGAAAAGCGAGGAAUUCUCUGGUACCCCAUCGCGCCGGAACCCUAACUCUGUCGCCGAAUCCGAUCACUGAGGAAUGGUUCGUCUUUGACGUCUCGGUCACAAGAGGCGUAGCCCGCAUUGGGUUGCUGGUGCUGAACUGAGGGAAAUAUUGAUUCAUUUUGGUCGCAGAGGGGGCGGACUGGGUCUUGGGGAUUUGGGAGACCGACAGGGGCCAGAUGUUGCAGUGGAAGUGGUUUUGUUGGAGCCGAGAGGGCGCCUCCGACGCUGUCCUCCGCGACCCGGAGCCCUUCUCCCUCCCCUUCCCGAUCCCCAAAUGGCCCCAAGGUGGAGGAUUUGCUAAAGGAAGUAUAUGCACUGGAGAAUUGGAGGUUCUAAAAAUUACCAAGUUCGAACGCAUUUGGAGUUGUCGUCUUUCUUCCUUGGAAGAGGGCAAAGGAGCUCUUUUCUACAAACCUUCUGCAAUACCAAAUGGCUAUUUCAGCCUUGGUCAUUAUGCCCAGCCGUGCAACCAACCUCUACAUGGUUUUGUUCUUGUGGUGAGAGAGAAUGCCGAUUUCCAACCGGGGUCGAGUCUACCAGCUCUUCGGGAACCACUGGAUUAUAAACUUGUUUGGAGUUCAAAUGGCUCGGUAGAGGAGUCUCAUGGCAGUUGUGGUUACUUCUGGCUUCCAUUACCACCCGAGGGUUAUCGAGCGAUGGGCUACUUGGUCACCAGUGGACCCAACAAGCCGUCCCUCGAAGAAGUUCGAUGUGUUCGAUGUGAUCUUACAGACGCAAGUGAGGCUCAUGAGUUGAUGAUCGAUAUGGAAACAAUAUUUCCGUAUCUCCCCUGCCAAGUUUGGAAGAUGAGACCUUUUUCUCGGGGAAUGUUGGGAACAGGAAUUUCUGUAGGGACAUUCUGUUGCAAUACUGACUCGAGCUGCACCGACAUGUCGAACAUUUACUGUUUAAAGAACUUGGAUUCUUCUCUGAAUGCAAUGCCAAAUCUAGAGCAGAUUCAUGCCCUCAUCGAGCAUUACGGCCCUACCCUUGUGUUCCACCCGAAAGAAGUCUAUUUGCCUUCAUCAGUUUCAUGGUUCUUUGAGAAUGGUGCUACUUUGUAUAAGAAAGAUGUCAAGGUGGGAGAGCAUAUACAUGUUGACGGUUCAAACCUUCCAUCUGGCGGCAAAAAUGACGGAGCAUACUGGAUAGAUCUUCCUGAUGAUGACAGGAAUAAUUUCGUCAAGAAAGGGAACAUAGAAAGUGCUGAGCUUUAUGUGCAUGUCAAACCAGCUCUAGGAGGCUUAUUUGCCGAUAUCGCUAUGUGGAUAUUCUGCCCCUUCAAUGGCCCUGCUACAAUCAAGGUCGGGAUGGCGAACUUUCCACUUAGCAAAAUCGGGCAGCACGUCUGCGAUUGGGAGCAUUACACAUUACGGAUAAGCAACUUCACUGGUGAGCUUUGGAGUAUAUAUUUCUCUCAGCACAGCGGAGGGAAGUGGAUCGACGUGCCUGGCUUGGAGUUCUACGAAGGUAACAGGGCAGCUGUUUAUUCCUCGAAGAGUGGGCAUGCAAGCUUCCCUCAUCCCGGAAACUACCUCCAGGGGUCCGAGAAGCUGGGAAUCGGUGUGAGGAAUGAUACUGCACCGAGCAUGCUACUUGUUGAUUCUAGCACCAACUAUCAGAUAGUGGCAGCAGAGUAUCUAGGAGACGCUGUGAAAGAACCAUUUUGGUUGCAGUACAUGCGCGAAUGGGGUCCGACGGUAACCUAUAAUUCGAGGUCUGAGUUGAACAAGAUCCUCAACCUUUUACCAUACAAUCUCCGUUACACGGUGGAGAAUAUUUUCAAUAGUCUUCCAAUGGAGUUAUACAAAGAAGAAGGACCAACCGGCCCCAAGGAAAAGAAUAACUGGGUAGGUGACGAAAGAUGGUAGACUCCUUUGGUCCGGAGCUGUGUUUCUGCUCUCUGUCCUGAGAUAUUUUUCGCGGCACAAAAGGAUAUCGAGGAUUUGGUUCACCACAUCUUCAUUGGUCUGUCCAUUUCCGAAUGAGAAAUUAGGUACAAAUGCCAUCUUAGGGUGGCACCUAAUGAGAGUGAUGCAACCAUUGUUUAUAAAUAAUGUGUGGAAAUUAGUAUGAUUCCAAGUUAUAUCUGUAAAUUGUAUGUCACGCCAGUCGGAAUGGUAAGCUGAUUUGCGACCACAUUGUAAUAUAUUCUUCACUGUAAUAUAUUUAUGUGGAAGUGAAGCUAUUCUUGUUUUCUCA
Musa acuminata subsp. malaccensis (wild Malaysian banana) is the source of this 2363-nucleotide messenger RNA. RefSeq lists its product as hypothetical. NCBI's taxonomy places the organism in Eukaryota, Viridiplantae, Streptophyta, Magnoliopsida, Zingiberales, Musaceae. The record is from RefSeq and is a predicted model, not a curated record.